Messenger RNA from Styela clava, 3095 nucleotides. Its product is annotated as neurotrypsin-like. Gene Ontology annotation, cellular component: membrane. Gene Ontology annotation, biological process: proteolysis. The record is from RefSeq and is a predicted model, not a curated record. Gene Ontology annotation, molecular function: serine-type endopeptidase activity. NCBI's taxonomy places the organism in Eukaryota, Metazoa, Chordata, Ascidiacea, Stolidobranchia, Styelidae.
UCCAAUUUUUUAUUUUCCAUUCUUUUACUCGUAGUUACAUCUUCAAGCAAUCUUGUUAUGCCAACAAAAACUAAACUGUCUAUAAAUCAUUUUGUUUCAUAUAUUUUCUUCUUACUAUUUAUUGCCAUCUGCUCUUCAGACUACGCAGCUUGGUUAAUAUCAUUGUAUCGUGAAUAAGGUUAACGAAGUAAGCGAAUAGAGUUAUGAAGGCCUCGGGUUGCGAUAACAUCGUGAUCUACCGUGACGACAAAAUUGGAUUAGGUUGCUCCAGUGUAUUCUUUUAUUUGUGGAUUGUACUAUUAUUAACUCCAUUUUGUCAAACACAUGCCGAUGAAAAUGUCAUUACCACACCGUCAUUGUCAAAUUUGGGCACUACAAAUUUAAACAGGAAGAAGCCUUAUCUUCGAUGGAGUCUUGAAAGUUUAUUUCUGAACGACUUUGUUUUAAAUGACGAAAGAAAAGAAUUGCCAAAAGAUACCAAUGACGUUCAAUUGGCUGAAAGCACAGUGCCGUAUAUGGGGAGAGUAGAAGUACUUCUUCCUGAUAACUCAUGGGGCACAAUAUGUGGAGAUGGAUGGACUGUGGAAGAUGCAACUGUAGUAUGCCGUCAAAUGGAAUUUGAAACUGGUGGAAUAAUUGCGAAGAAAAUUGGUAACUUCGGGCAUGGAUAUGGUCCUAUCGUCAUGUCAAAAGUUAAAUGUCACGGAGACGAGACUAAAAUCGAAGAUUGCUCCGCAGUAAAAUGGGACGGAAAACGAACUUUGCCCUGUAGUGAUGAUUUAAUGGGAGCAUCUGUUGUAUGCGGUUGUCCAUUGAAGAAAUCAAAAAAUUUGAAAAGUCGAUGCUUUUUAUACACUGGUUUACUGAACAGCGGGUUGACCUGUCAUCAUUCAUGCUCAGAAGACACGAUACUUGUCGGGGAUAAAAUUCAGACAUGUACAUCUGAACAAUCAUGGACUGGAACUCAACCAUAUUGCUUAAAAACGUCAGAUGAAAGAGGAGUGUGUCGUAUAUCGUCAUCUAAAAUAGAAGAAUGCCAUCGAGUUAUGGGUGGCGAUGAUAUGUCCACCAAGAAGAAAUCGUACAUAUCAGAAGAAAAGCUUUGUAUAUCGAAAGGCUGUUGUUACAACGAAUCUUCUUCAACGAAGUGUUAUUUACCUUCUGACAGUUCUUGUGUAAAGUCACCUUGCAAAAAUGAUGGAAUUUGUCUAGAUAAAUUGGGAGAGAAAACAGAAUAUGAAUGUUUAUGUAAAGACAGUUUUGGAGGCAAAAAUUGUCAGUAUAAAAAGCAGUCAACAUGCGGCAUUCAAGCCAUACAGCCUAACUUAUCGCCGGUAAAAAGAAUUCGCCGAGUUGUUGGUGGCCGUAAAGCAAAAACUGCAACCUGGCCAUGGAUUGUUAGGAUUAAAAACAAAGGAUCUCAAAACUGUGCUGGAACGUUGAUCCAUCGACAAUGGGUUCUUACUGCAGCUCACUGUGUAACAGGAACAACUGCUUCGGAUUUAAGCAUAAAAUACGACAAACGAAGAAAGAUGAUUCGAAACAACGUCGGCGAAAUCGGUGUUACUUCGAUAAUUCGUUCCAAUUACACUAAUGAUACUGUUCCAAGGAACGACAUAGCAUUACUGAAACUAGAGAAAUUGGUUAACGUCAAUAAAUAUGCAGAUAUUUUAUGUCUUCCCCGAUAUCAGUCAGAAAAUCCAGAUCCAGGGACUAGAUGUUGGAUUGCAGGAUGGGGAAAUAUCAAGAAUGAUAAAAUGCAGGAAAACGGCUUCUACCAGGCGGAUAUUCCAAUAAUGUCAACAAAAGCUUGUAACGGUAAACAAGAUUAUGAUAAUUAUUAUCACCUUGUUGAUGAAAACAUGAUUUGUGCCGGAUACAACGACGGAGGAGUUGACUCUUGCAAUGGUGACAGUGGCGGACCAUUAAUGUGUAACAGAGUGGAUGGAUCGUGGUAUGUCUCCGGGAUUGUGUCAUGGGGAUACAAAUGCGCAGACGCAGAUUCACCUGGAGUCUACACUCGUGUUUCUCGUUAUUUAGAAUGGAUUCACAGUACAAUUUAUGGCGAUGGAUGAAGCCACGUUGUGUGAAUUUUGAAAAGAAUAAAUUAUAAUGCUGCUUUGGAAGUCGAAGCCGAGUCACUAUCGACGGCAUCAAAGAGGAACAGAUAGUAGUACACAAAUACAUAUGAUCCCAAUCAUCAUUUGAAGGAUCUCUUACAUAAAAAAGCGUUGAGCUAUCAUAUGGGCAGCUGGAAGUCUUGAAAUACAUUGAAUGACUUUUAAUUAAGUUUGUUCGUAGUAUAAAAUUGUGAAAAUAUGCCAUGAACUAUGUGUGAGAAAAAAAGAAUUUAUUGUUUUUUUGGCAAACGUCAAAACAAUAUAUAUAUAUACAUAUAGGUACAUGGUACAUAGGUACAUAGGUAUUAUAUAUUUAUACUGUAUAUAAUAUACUUGAAUAAUUCAGUAAAAAACAAUGUGGCGUCAAAAGCAUAAAAAAUAUCACAGAGUUUGAUGGAUAACCUUCCUAAUAUUCGACCGGGUCGUAAACGACGCAAAGAGGAAGGUCCGCAUAUUGUACUGUUUCACUAUCCCAGCAUACUAUGUAUUUGAUUAUGGUCAGACAUCUGAUUUGGAACAGUUGGGGUAUCAGAAAUUUUAGAUUAUAGAUUGGCACUCCGUCUAAUUACUUUUUGUUUCGAUAUUUAUCUUAAUAUAAUUAUAGUUUCCUCAUGAUGUUAACACUGUGGUUACAUAUUAGAGGGCAAUUGCAAUACAUUUAUUUUUUAUUGUCAGACUUGCUGCUUUUACAUAAGCAGCAAUUUUUAUCUCAUUUAUAAGUCAACGUUAUUGAAUAUUUCUUUGUUAUUUUAUUUAUUUUUGUGAUCUAAAUUUUGUGAAACUAAAAAAUGAUGUAUAUUUCAAUAAUAGUAUUACAUCCAUUGAAUAAAUGUAAAAGAAUAACAACAAGAUGUAAACUCGGUUAUAAUUAAAUAACUUUGAGUAUGUUGCGUUAGUUAUGGAAGGCGCCGCAGUAGCCAACCGGCCAACCGGUUUCUCGUUUGUUUUCUGUUUCUUUUACUGAAUCAUCGGGGC